Molecule: messenger RNA, 770 nt
Organism: Mytilus californianus (California mussel)
Lineage: Eukaryota; Metazoa; Mollusca; Bivalvia; Mytilida; Mytilidae
Exons: 7
Coding region: 276-770 (164 amino acids)
Source: RefSeq, a predicted model, not a curated record
GUAGUCUCUAUUUUAUUGCCAGCUGUUUUGUUUCAUUUUCAAACAGACACAAGACUCGUUCUGUUAUAAGCUUGUGAUGUUAAAUACUGGAGAGCAUGGCAUCUUUUUGGCGAAUAUAAGUUAGCACUGCUAUUAUUUCUUCUGUCGGAUAAAGAUUACAUUUCGUGAUCAUACUUUAGAGACUUUCACGUGUUACCUUGUACAAUUAAGGACAUUGUACAUGCAAGUAUAAUGAUCUAUUCAUAGGAAGAAAGGGUUGUAAAGAUUACUGACAGAUGGGGAUCUUGAGCUGCAAAUCGCCUUCAUCUACAGAUGUGGUACAUAUGAAGAAGACAACACCAACAAUGCUGGAUAAAAAAGAAGAAACUGACUAUCCAGAACCAACCCAAGGGACAAAAGAAACUGACUUUCCAGAACCAACCCAAGGCACAGUAGAAACUGAAUAUUCAGAACUAACUCAAGCGACACUAGACACUGCCUAUCCAGAACCAACACAUGGGAUACUUAAAACAAAAGAUGCUUCCAGUCAAACACCAGAAUUGCGAAGAUCAACUAGAGGAGAAAACGGCAGAAUGGAAGACGAAAAGGAAUCUGACUCCGAGGAGGGUGAUUUUAUCCACGUAAAAACAAGAGAAGCUUCAAGUCAGACACCAGAAAGGCAGUCGUCUAUUACAAUGUUAAUGCAAGAGGAACGAGAUGAAGACUCAGCACUCAGAUCUCGAAGUCAAUGCCAGAGUGUAGCAACUCCAAAAAAGAUAGAAAGUAACUAA